Panicum virgatum (switchgrass) is the source of this 4817-nucleotide messenger RNA. Its product is annotated as leucine-rich repeat receptor protein kinase MSP1-like. NCBI's taxonomy places the organism in Eukaryota, Viridiplantae, Streptophyta, Magnoliopsida, Poales, Poaceae. Gene Ontology annotation, biological process: protein phosphorylation. The record is from RefSeq and is a predicted model, not a curated record. The coding region runs from base 653 to 4537 and encodes 1294 amino acids. The transcript is spliced from 4 exons. Gene Ontology annotation, molecular function: ATP binding; protein binding; protein kinase activity.
CUGUGCGUAAUGAAACACCUCCAAUAACUGCACUCUGACUCCUUCACUGUCAUGUAAACAAGACCCGGGGAGAAAAACGAACACGGACCGCCGAACAGCGGAAACGUGCAAAACGGACGCGCCUGCCGGCUAGCUUUUGCAGGAAAAGGAAGGCGAUAUGGCACAAAGGACGAACGCGAACUUGUUCAGCGGCCGCCGAAGCCAACACAGCACCCAAAAGGCAACCGAGAAGGCCUGAUAAACCCACCGGCCUUUCCUGCCCAACACCGCCUCCUUCCCUCCCCUCGUCGCACACCCCAGUUCGUGAACUCCCCCACCGCCCCCUCCUCUCGCCGCUCGCGCCUCACGCCUCCCUCGUGCCCGCCCCGCGCCGCGCCCCGCGGGAGCACGGCACCGCCGGCGGCCGGCAUUGCGGAGUGCCCGCGACACCCCGGCGACUCGGCGAGGUCAUGUUUCUGGGAGAUCACCCUAGAUUGAUAAUGGUUCAUCUGUUUCACUACUUUGGCAGCUUGUGAGAACAGGAGAACAGAGCCAUAGUUCCAAAGGAUGUGUAUUAAGUAUACAUUGUUUCUUUGGUUGUUGCUCCUUUUCUUCUGCGCCACUUGAAGGAAGAAGGUUGUCAGAUUAAAGAUUCCAAUAAAAACUGUGGGCAAUGGGAUCCCAUGGUUUGUUCACCUUGAUCCUACUUAUAUGUUUUAUCCCAAACUCUGCUUUGGGUGGAUAUAGUGAUAUAAGCACCCUGUUCAACCUGAGGGACGCACUCACUCAAGGGAAAGGAUUUCUCAGGAACUGGUUUGAUUCAGAAACACCCCCAUGCAACUGGUCAGGUAUAGCUUGUGUGGGGCAUACUGUUGUGAAAAUAGACUUAUCAUCUGUGCCAAUUUACACCCCACUCCCAUUAUGUGUCGGGUCAUUCCAAUCACUUGUUCUUCUCAACUUUAGUGGUUGUGGGUUUUCUGGUGAGCUCCCAGAUGUUUGGGGGAACUUGCACCAUCUCCGCUACCUUGACUUGAGCAGUAACCAGCUUACAGGGGUCCUUCCUGUCUCGUUAUAUGGACUGAAGAGAUUGCAAGAACUGGUGCUUGACAAUAAUUUCUUUUAUGGGCAAUUGAGUCCUGCUAUUGCACAGCUUCAGUACCUCAAGAAGCUAUCUGUAUCCAUGAAUUCCAUCUCCGGUGCCCUUCCUCCGGAGCUGGGCAGUCUGCAGAAUCUGGAGUUCCUGGACCUUCACAUGAAUGAAUUCAAUGGGUCAAUACCAGCAUCUUUGGGUAAUCUGUCUCGGCUCUUGCAUCUUGAUGCAAGCCAGAAUAAUCUUGGAGGGUCAAUAUUCCCAGGUAUAACUGCAAUGGCAAACCUUGUGACAGUUGAUCUCUCAUCAAAUGCCUUGGUGGGGCCACUACCUAGGGAGAUUGGUCAGCUACAGAAUCUCCAAUUGUUAAUAUUGGGGCAUAAUGGUUUCAGUGGAAGCAUUCCAGAAGAGAUUGGUGAAUUAAAGCUGCUGGAAGAGCUUAUACUCCCUGGAUGCAAACUCACAGGUAUCCCUUGGGAAGUUGGUGGUCUCAGAAGCUUAAAGCUACUUGAUAUAUCAGGGAACAAUUUCGAGACUGAACUCCCGGCAUCUAUUGGCAACCUGGGAAAUCUUUCUCGUCUGCUUGCAAAGGGUGCUGGGUUCAGUGGGAGUAUUCCGAGAGAGCUUGGUAGCUGCAAGAAGCUUAUGUAUGUUGAUCUGUCUACCAACUCCUUUUCUGGCUUUAUACCUGAAGAACUUGCAGGUUUAGAAGCCAUUGCCAAUUUUAAUGUGGGACAGAACAAUCUGUCUGGUCAUAUUCCAGAGUGGAUCCAGAACUGGGUGAAUCUUCGCUCCAUAUCGCUGGGUCAAAACAUGUUUUAUGGGCCCCUUCCAGUGUUGCCAUUGCAGCAUCUGGUUUCUUUCUCUGCAGAAACCAACAUGCUCUCUGGUUCUAUUCCUGUUGAGAUAUGCAAGGGCAAAUCGCUGCAGUCACUGCUAUUGCACAAUAAUAAUCUGACUGGGAAUAUCAUGGAGGCAUUUAAAGGGUGCAAAAACCUUACAGAACUUAACCUGCAAGGAAACCAUCUUCAUGGUGAGAUACCGCAGUACUUGUCUGAGCUACCACUAGUAAGUGUGGAAUUGUCCCAAAAUAACUUCACAGGGAAGCUGCCUGAAAAAUUGUGGGAAUCAUCAACUAUUCUUGCGAUCGCACUCAGCUACAAUCAGCUUACUGGCCCUAUACCUGAAAGCAUAGGUAGGCUCUCCACUUUGCAGAGGCUACAGAUCGACAGUAACUACUUGGAAGGACCUAUCCCACCGUCAAUUGGCACUUUAAGGAAUCUGACAACUCUCUCUUUACAUGGCAAUAGGCUUUCUGGGAACAUUCCACUAGAGCUCUUCAACUGCAGAAACCUUGUUACUCUGGACCUGAGCUCUAACAAUCUGUCUGGCCACAUCCCAAGGACCAUAUCUCAGUUGACAUUUCUCAACACCUUGAAUUUGUCUAGUAAUCGGCUGUCCGGUGCUAUACCUGCCGAGAUCUGUGUUGGAUUUGGGAAUGCAGCUCACCCAGACUCGGAAUUUAUUCAGCAUCACGGCUUGCUUGAUCUUUCAUACAACCGAUUGACCAGUCAUAUCCCAAUAGGGAUCAAGAAUUGUGCUAUGGUUACAGUGCUGAACCUGCAAGGAAAUAUGCUCGACGGCACCAUUCCACCAGAGCUUGGUGAACUGGCAAAUGUUACAGCCAUCUAUCUUUCUUAUAACACAUUAGUUGGUCCCAUGCUUCCCUGGUCUGCACCUUUACUACAACUGCAAGGUCUUUUUCUCUCGAAUAACCACUUAGGUGGCUCGAUUCCCACUGAUAUUGACCAAAUACUUCCCAAAAUUGCUAAGCUAGACUUAUCCAGUAAUGCAUUUACUGGAACUCUACCCGAGUCUUUACUCUGCAUUGAUGACCUAACCUAUUUGGAUGUCAGUAAUAACAGCCUCUCUGGACAAAUCCCAUUCUCUUGUCCUAAAGAUAAGGAAUCCUCAAGCUCACUGAUAUUCUUCAAUGGAAGCAGUAACCAUUUCUCAGGGAACCUGGAUCAGUCUAUUUCAAACUUCACAAAACUGUCUUCUCUUGAUAUCCACAACAAUAGCCUCACUGGAAGUUUGCCUUUUUCCCUUUCUGAUCUCAGUUAUUUGAACUAUCUGGACCUCUCUAGCAACAACUUCCAUGGUGCCAUCCCUUGUGGUAUCUGCAAUAUAUUUGGCCUCUCAUUUGCCAACUUCUCUGGUAAUCACAUUGGCAUGUACACCUUGGCAGAUUGUGCCGACGAAGGCUUUUGUGCUGGAAAUGGUUUUGAUCAUAAGAUGCUUCAUUCAUCGAAUCGAAGAGUUUCAAAAGCAGCAAUAAUCUGUGUCAGUAUAAUCAUUGUCGUCGUUGUCUUAGUUCUUCUGAUGGUUCUUCUGAGAUGGAAGCUAUUGAGAAACAAGCCAUUGGCUCUUGUACCUGCCAGCAAGGCCAAGGCUACUGUUGAGCCAACCUCAAGUGACGAACUCCUUGGGAAGAAGUUUCGGGAACCCCUGAGUAUCAAUCUUGCAACAUUUGAACAUGCUCUUCUGAGGGUCACUGCAGAUGACAUUCUGAAAGCCACUGAGAAUUUUAGUAAGGUGCACAUCAUAGGGGAUGGUGGGUUUGGCACUGUCUACAGGGCAGCACUUCCUGAAGGCCGGAGAGUUGCAAUCAAGAGGCUUCAUGGUGGUCAUCAGUUCCAAGGUGUUCGUGAGUUCCUGGCUGAAAUGGAGACAAUUGGAAAGGUGAAACAUCCUAAUCUGGUUCCUCUACUUGGCUACUGUGUUUGUGGUGAUGAACGGUUCCUGAUAUAUGAGUACAUGGAGAAUGGGAGUCUUGAAAUGUGGCUCAGGAACCGAGCUGAUGCCAUUGAAGUACUUGGAUGGCCAGACCGCCUGAAGAUCUGCCUCGGUUCUGCCCGUGGCCUUUCGUUCCUGCACCAUGGCUUUGUACCCCAUAUCAUCCACCGGGACAUGAAGUCAAGCAACAUUCUGUUGGAUGAGAACUUCGAGCCGAGAGUCUCUGACUUUGGCCUUGCAAGGAUAAUCAGUGCAUGCGAGACUCAUGUCAGCACUGACAUUGCUGGUACCUUUGGCUACAUACCUCCAGAGUACGGCAUGACUAUGAAAUCCUCUGCGAAAGGUGACGUCUAUAGCUUUGGUGUUGUAAUGCUGGAGCUGCUCACUGGGCGCCCACCUACAGGGCAAGAGGAUGGGGAAGGGGGUGGAAACCUAGUUGGCUGGGUGCGAUGGAUGAUGGCACAUGGUAAGGAGAAUGAACUAUUUGAUCCUUGUUUGCCAGUAUCAAGCUUGUGGAGAGAACAGAUGGCCCGUGUGCUUGCCAUUGCCAGGGACUGCACUGCCGACGAGCCAUGGAAGAGGCCAAGCAUGCUGGAAGUGGUGAAGGGCCUCAAGAUGGCCCAGACAAUGGAAUGUGGACCUCUGGUGGUGACAGUCACUAGGGAAGUGUAACGCAGGCAGCGAAUGUUUUCUUGCUAUUGAUGUAAUAAUGUAGGUUCCUUGUACCUGUAGAGUGAGCUAUCUGGUGACUGUAAUGAGAGAAACUAAUGCUGCUCUGUACGCUGUAGUUAGUGGUGUGACCUUUUAAUCUGGCCCCAAGCACUUUCUUGUAUUCAAAUGGCAAGAUGUGUUUCACAAGCUCGGAAGCUGUAGUGACUGAAGUUUCUCGUUUUUUCCUGUGUUGAAUUACUUGAUAUAAUUGCCAGUUCUAGAUUCAUUCUUAUCUAUGUUA